Mesorhabditis spiculigera is the source of this 408-nucleotide messenger RNA. Lineage: Eukaryota; Metazoa; Nematoda; Chromadorea; Rhabditida; Rhabditidae. The record is from the annotation of a GenBank genome assembly.
AUGAUCAAGGCUCUUUUGCUACUACUCGGCCUUGUCGCCGUCUCUUUUGCCGCUACCCAGACCGUAUCUGUUGUUGGACGGUUGACCUGUAAUGGCCGCCCAUACUCUGGAGCCAAGCUGAAGCUCUACGAUGACAACACUCUUUUCGACACCAAGCUCGCCCAAGUCAAUUCCGACUCCAACGGAAUGUUCCAAUUGACGGGCACGUCAAGCAACCUGAUCUUCAGCCAAGACCCCAAAUUCAACAUCUACCAUCGGUGUGGAAUGACGGUCCCGGUCUGCCAAUACAAAUCCUCGUACAAAAUCCCUAAGCAGUACGUCACCACUGGCAGCCAGGCACAGAACCAAUUUAACGCCCAAACGAUCGAGUUGACCCUGCUGAAGAAGGACCGCGAUUGCAUCAACAAA